ACAGGAAUACUGUACGACUUGCAGUUACUGUCAUACAGAAAUCGACAGCCUCAUCUGCUUAAAAAAAGUCCCCCGUCAGGCCUUCACCUGAUCCCGCCUCCGUCCUUGCCGGCCAGGGCACGCGGUGUCUGGGAUGGGCGGGCUGGAGGGUUUGGAGGGUUUGCUGCACACGUUUUUCAAUGGCUGCAACGGGAAUCCCGCCCUCCAGAGGGACAUCGAAAGGGAGCUUCAGGGCAUUAAAGAUAAGCCUGAAGCCAUGGAUGAAGCACGGCAUUACCUUGAGUCCUCGUCCAGUCCUUAUUUACAGUGGUUUGCAGCCACCGUUUUAGACGACGCAGUGACGCGAAAAUGGCACAGGCUGAACUCAAACACCCGCGAGCAACUACGCAUUUUCAUUUUGGAGCUCUUGAUGUUAAAGAGACCGGGACAUGCUCAUCUAGAACCAUUCGUGACCAACAAAUUGCAGCAAGUACUGAUAAAUAUAGGGAAGCAGGUAGAGGGAUGGCCGCAGGCGUACCCCACCUUCAUGAGCGAUAUCAUUGCGCUCUCUAGUUCCCCUUUGACCUAUCCCACUGGCCUGGGGCUUUUGUGUAUGUGCAGUUCUGAAUUCCUGCGGGAGGACUUGGCCUUGCCGUCGUCUCGGAUAGCAGAACUGCAAAGUUUGUUCGCACGAGAACUUCCUGCAGUCGUCGAAAUGCUCACCUCUCUUCUGGCGCACGCACACAAGCCUUCCGCUCGAUCCGAAAACGCUGUCCAGCAAGCGGUGCUGGCCACGGCUGCCUUGCGGUGUCUGGGCACUCUGGUGGAGUGGCCAUCUAUGGCAUCGUGCUUGACUCCCGGUCUCUGCGCCAGUGUCUUUGACCUGGUGCUCGACGCCGUCCGUCCAGGACAUGGGCCCGACAUGCAACCGUGCGGUGUGGCUGCGGUAGGAGUGAUGACGGAGCUUUUGAACAAGCGGUGCCUGCCCCCGCAUUUAGAGGCCUUUGUGUUGCAGGUGGCCACUCAGAUGUGCGUGGUGCUGGACAGCGUCUGCGCCUUGACCAAAGCCAAUGGGGGGGACGACGAUGGAGGUGUAGAAGGGGCAGAUGAAGAGCUCCUGCUGGGUUUCCUGGAGUUCCUGUGCGUCUUUUUGGAGCAACACUUGGGUCGGAUCCUCCUCCUCCCCACCUUCCCAUUUGCAGACUUCUGCACCCUACUCGCCACUUUCACGUUCCGGCAACUCCCUGACGCCCGUCUCCUUCGCCGCGCUUUCCUCCCCUGGACAACUCUAUUAGAGCACCUGACUGAGUCGGAGGCGGGGCUGGCCACCCUUCCGGGAAGCCUGCCCCUCUUGUCCAGCGUGGGGAUCGAGCUGCUUUCGAAACUCUUGUUCUCCAGUAAUGCCCAUGCCAUGGCUCAACUUGAGGACGAAGAGGAGGACAGGGUGCGUGUGCAUGAGGUGCACGGGAUGGAAAAGAUGGUUGAUGGCGAGGAGUGGAUGCCGCUGGGCUCCUGGGAGGACGGUGGCCUCGCGCGGGAUGCAGGGGUCGAGGGAGAGGGCGCCUGUCUGGGGGAGGAGAAGAGCGAGCGGCAAGAGGUGGUGGACGAAGGGGUGCUCUUACUCCAAUCCUUCGCCCGCCUCCCCGGCUGCUCCCAGGACCUUGCAGGCCUCGUGGGGUCGCGCCUUGAGACGGUUUGGGGGGCUCUAACUGAUAAGGAGCCCUAUGACCACGCGCAGGCGGAUGCGUGCACCCUCCUGUCCUUGGCCGGAGUUGUCGCCUCUGUUUGCCCUACCGACCCCUUUUGGCGCUUCCUUCGGCUCGUUCUCGCCAUGGCCCAGUGCAUGAAUCAGGAGGAGGGCAAUACCCGCUCUCCCGCCUUUGCGCGGCUCCAUCGAGCAACAUUUCGCGCCCUCUUUCACCUGACUCGGGGCUUGAUGCCCGCGGCACCGCCUGCCACACCCUCCACACCUCUUCCUGCGUUGGAGCACGUGGUGGACGAG
Messenger RNA from Nannochloropsis gaditana CCMP526, 1981 nucleotides. Its product is annotated as exportin 6. The transcript has a single exon. The annotation marks the transcript as partial. Gene Ontology annotation, biological process: protein export from nucleus. The record is from RefSeq and is a predicted model, not a curated record. Gene Ontology annotation, molecular function: small GTPase binding; nuclear export signal receptor activity.